AUGCCUGUCGCUACUAAACUCAAGAAAACCUCAAACGAGAUACCUACUUUGGUACGCGUUGAUCCAUCACAGCCAGGGGAGACUCAAGCUAAUAUCCAUACAAGAUGGCAUCCUGAAAUACCAUGUGUCGCAACUGUACCUGUCGGAAAACCAUUCCGAGUGGAAUGUCUCGAUUAUUCUGGAUCUCAAGUCCAUAACGAUGAUAACGCGGAUGAUAUAGUUCAUCUAGAUCAUGAUUCAGAUCAUCACCUCUCAGGACCUUUUUCAGUUCCAGGAUCAAUGCCUGGAGAUGUAUUGGAAAUUGAAAUAUUGGAUGUGACUCCUUUCCCGGAUCAUAAUUGGGGUUAUUGCGUGACUGCUCCUGGUUUAGGAAGUUUGGAUGACGAGGAUAAAGAAACUUUGGUUACAAAGAGUAUUUGGGAUUUCUACGGCAAUGAAACAUCAUCUCGACAUGUUCCUCAUGUAGCAUUUCAAGGUAGACCACAUGCUGGUGUUAUAGGAACUGCACCCUCCAAAAAACUUCUCGAGCAUUGGGUCAAGAGGGAGUCGGAUCUAGAGGUAGCCACCGCUGGUAAAGCAGGGUGUAGUCUACCACAGCCAAAAGGAGCAUAUGUAGGACAGGAUCUGGACGAUGAAUUGAGGGAAAAAAUCUACCGUGAAGGAGCUAGAACGAGUCCUGGUAGAGAACAUGGCGGAAAUAUCGACAUAGGUCUAGCAACAAGAGGAUCCAGGAUGUAUCUCCCCGUUUAUAUCCCUGGAGCAUCAUUAUCAGUAGGAGACACUCAUUUCUGUCAAUCGGACGGUGAACCCACAACAGCAAUUGAAAUGGCAGGCAUCGUCACAUUGCGAGUCAACAUCAUUCCUCAAGGUGUACAACAGCUAUGUAUGAAAAGUCCAAUGUAUAGAACAAGUCCCAGUGAGCCAAUUUACAGGGAUAGAUUAUGUUUCACCGGGUUGAGUGUGGAUAAAGAUGGAAACCAAACAAAUCAAAGUGGAUUAUUAGCGUACCGAAAUGCCGCGUUCCAAGCCAUAGAAUAUCUUAUAUCAUUCGGAUACACUCGUGAACAAGCAUACAUCCUUCUUUCAGCUGCUCCAAUCGAUUCUCGAGUUGUGGCAACAGCAAACAGACCAAACUUCGUGGUCAGUAUUGGAUUGCCUACUGAAAUAUUUGAUUUCGACAUAUUACCUAGGGUAAAUGGAAUCACAGACGAUAAGAAGAGGGUGAUACAAGGUCCAGCAUUACCCAGUGUUAGAGUAAAUGGAAAAGUAGCAGAUGGGUUCAACCAUGAACACUAG
Molecule: messenger RNA, 1296 nt
Organism: Kwoniella shivajii
Lineage: Eukaryota; Fungi; Basidiomycota; Tremellomycetes; Tremellales; Cryptococcaceae
Exons: 5
Coding region: 1-1296 (431 amino acids)
Molecular function (GO): hydrolase activity, acting on carbon-nitrogen (but not peptide) bonds, in linear amides
Source: RefSeq, a predicted model, not a curated record